Penicillium crustosum is the source of this 2988-nucleotide messenger RNA. Its product is annotated as fungal specific transcription factor domain-containing protein. Lineage: Eukaryota; Fungi; Ascomycota; Eurotiomycetes; Eurotiales; Aspergillaceae. Gene Ontology annotation, molecular function: zinc ion binding; DNA binding. The record is from RefSeq and is a predicted model, not a curated record. Bases 1 to 2988 code for a protein of 995 amino acids. The transcript is spliced from 3 exons. Gene Ontology annotation, biological process: DNA-templated transcription.
AUGUCGCCGGCGCAAGAUUCGAUGUUCUGGGAAGUAUGUAAGACUUGUUCCGACUACAAGCAUGUCUGCCUCGGAUACACCGAAUCGACCGCGCACCUGCGAACGCAGUCAGACUCCGCAUCUCGAGCUCCGCCGCGCCUUUCGGCGCCGAAUGAAUUAACAGGCCAGCACGGUUCCCGGGCGAUCGAAAGCAGCUCCCCCGAACCAGUGCCUACGAUGAUACCCAAAGCCUCCGCAGACAAGUCAAGCAAAACGAAAGCGCCCGGAUCAAAGGAUAUCUCUUCUUUUGGAGAUACUCCUUCACUCGCGAACAAGGAAUUGGAUAUACAAGCUGUUGGAGACAGUCCAGCGAGUGGCCGUACCUCUGUGAGCUCAGGGAGUCGAACGCAUGUCCCUUAUUUUCGAUACUUCGGCCCUACCGCGAUUGUACCGGGAUUUAAACAAAUGGUCGUGCAAGUUCGAGGUUCUCGCAAGAGUAACCCGUCCACAUCCUCAGACUCUCCCUCGCCUCUUCGAAGCCCCAAACCGUCCGAUAUACCCACAAGACCCCUGGCCCCUGCCGCAGAUAAUCGGGAUAGUCGCGAUGCGAAUAUCCCAUUUUAUGAUCGAGAUGACGCGCUUCCAGUUUCGAAUCUUGUAUCUCAUUUGUGUGAACUCUUCUUUGCCCACCUGGGCUGCAGCUUCCCUUUCAUACAGCGAGAGAGAUUUCUCCAGGAACUGAAAGAAAAAAGGGUUGACACCAUGUUGGUAGAUGCGGUGUGUUCGCUGGCUGCGAGAUUCUCAACACAUCCGUCACUUGGCCCUCCACAGGCUCCUCCCAUCGAUCGCUUGCAGCCGCCACCCGAUGACAAAAAGUGGGAUCGUGGUUUGCCCUUCGGCCACCGGGCGAUGAGCGCUCUCGUGGAUUCAUUGCCAUGCCCGACUCUUUCUGCCGUCCAAGCUUGCUUAUUACUCGCUUACGAACAGUUUGGAUCAAACCAUGACAGUGGACUUUGGAUGUACCUUGGGAUAUCCAUUCGCAUGGCACAGGACCUUGGACUGCAGAAGCUCCAAGGUCUCAAACAUAAUUAUGGCAAGACUGGUGUCAUGCCGAGUGAAGUGAUGACAGGUCACGCUGGGAAAUUAAGAGAGGAACAGUAUGAUGAUCUCGAUAUGCAUCUGACACCCAAGACUAUCCCGCAGCCUUUGAUUGAGGAACGUGCCCUUGAGCGCGAACGAGUGGACUCAUUCUGGAGCAUAUUUUUUCUAGACCGAGUCAUUUCUUCGGGUACCGGGAGACCAGUGACACUACGUGAUGAGGAUAUUGAACUCUGCUUCCCCCUUCAGUCUGAAUCCCAGCUACCAAAUGGGUGGCCCGCACCUUUUCCACCGCUUAUUCGGAUUAUUCAUCUAUACGGCCGAGUGACCGACCUUAUUAAUGGCAUUCAGGAUGUCAAGCUCGUCACACCUGACACGUUGAAGAUGCUAGCUGGGAUGGAAAGCGAUCUCACGGGUAUCUAUCAACAUUUGUCCCCAAGACUUCACUUCAACGCAGCCAAUUUUCAAGCCUAUGUCAAAGCCAAGGAGGGAACCAAUUUCAUUCUUCUCCAUUUUUGGUUUCAUACUCUUAUCGUUCUCCUUCACCAACCGACGUUGUUGAACUCAUUUGGUGGAUCAAUCCAACAUCUCUAUCCGAAUAGUCGUGAGCUGUCGAUGUCAUCUGCCAAAACCAUUGCGGAUAUCCUAUCCUUCUCGGAGCUUGUCGAUGGUAAAAGCUUCAUUGGAAAUCCUUUUACGAGCCAGCCGAUGUACAUUGCGGCGUGCGCGUUCCUCAUGGAAAGUGCUUACUACGCGUCUCCAUCCUCGGGGGCUGGGUCAAACCCACCUCAGCCAUUAUUGGCGAAUCAAUCCAGUGGGUUCGUGAUGCCCCCCACUAUGGAUACAUCAAAUGGAACAGAACGGAAGUCUACGGCGAAGCAUAUCCUGCUUGCUUCUGCAGCAAAAGAGAAUUAUCAACGGUGUUACAAGGCCUUGAAAGCCCUCAAUACGUAUUGGGAAGGCACUGGGUACAUUUUGACAGUGCUGGAUCAGAAGGCCAAGGGGAUUGUCGAUCCCCUCCUUUACGCUAUAGAGGAUAUGGAAAACACUGGUCUCGCUCCAGGGCAAUCUUUUGGGCCAGGAGCUUGGCGUGCGGGCAAAGCACCGGCCGAGUCUGUUUUUGACACAGAAAGGGCGGCCGGGCUUGCGGAUAUCUCUUCUGAUGGGAAAUGGUCUCCACACAUUGAUCCAAGUCAAGCUAUCGGAUGGGCACUCACAGGAGCAACAAAUUCUGCACAGCCCAACCUGAGUCUACUCUAUCAGAUGCCCACUACCGAGGCUGAGUCUCCGCCGAAUAGACCAACAUACUCGUCGCAGUACAGCCACAGCUAUCCAGUCCUACCAACAAAUACCGAAGGGCCAAGCUCUACAUAUCCACACUCUAUUACACCAGCUAGGGCUCACGAAGAAAUGACACCUUCACUCACGACAGCAAAUGCUAAAUACCCCAGUGUUCAACCCAGAACAAUUAGCACCGACCCCUCUUAUUACAUGGGCAUGCAUUCAACGUAUCCCGAAUCAAACACGCGAACAACACGCCCCGUACAGACAGCACAAUCUUCUUUUCCUGGGAUGUUAUCCUCCGGGCUACCAACUUCACAUAUGGAUACCCAGCCUUCCGCCUAUAAUUACUCGAUACCCCAAACGACAGCUGAGAAUCAAAAUAGGAACCAAAUGGGGUCAGUUGACCCAGGUGCUGAUCUCCAACCAGCCAUGGAUGAUGCCAGUGGGAUGAUGAUCGGGAGUCAUGAGGUUGAUAUGAACUCCAUCCACCACCAAGACUCUUUCCCGUUUGUUAACGGCGAGAUACUUCCGUGGCUGGAAUACCUCCCUCAAGAUGUCCUGAGUUUCUUCGGAGACCAUCAAAAUUAUCCGCUUAUGAGCCCUGACGAUGUGUCACAGCCUCCGUAA